Molecule: messenger RNA, 3879 nt
Organism: Trichoderma virens Gv29-8
Lineage: Eukaryota; Fungi; Ascomycota; Sordariomycetes; Hypocreales; Hypocreaceae
Exons: 1
Coding region: 1-3879 (1292 amino acids)
Biological process (GO): positive regulation of TOR signaling
Molecular function (GO): protein binding
Source: RefSeq, a predicted model, not a curated record
AUGCGCAAGCUUCUCGGCAAGGCUGCGCCAGAUGCCACCAGCGGCGACCUGGCCAACAGCCAAGGAAACAUCCCGACCGUCUUCCGGCCCUCAAAGUCGCAGAAUGCCGUGCACCCGGUUGGCAGCCCCAUUGCCUGCCUCGACAUAACGCCCGAUCACCGUGCCGUGGUCCUGGGCGGCCCUCACAUACUCAAGACGAUUGUGUCGGAUGCAUCUGUCGACUCCAGCUUCAGCUUCAAGUUCACCGACGGCGUGGAUGUCAAGGCAGCGAUUGCGGCGCAGAAGCCGUCCGGUGCGGGCGGAAGUCUUGUUGCAGACCAGCUCAACAUCCGCGAUGUCAAGUGGCAAGGCGCGUCAACAAUCUUCACAGCUUGUGCGGCCGGGAGGAUCUUCGCCUACGACGUUGCCAGGCUCGGUUCCGGCGGUGCGUCUGAUCCUCUCGACUAUAUCCAAAUCCAAGAGGACUCGCGACAGGUCAACAGUUUGGAUGUGAACCCUCACCUCAAGAGCUGGGUGCUGUCCGGCAGUCAGGAUGGAGUCGUUCGCGUCUUUGAUGUCUCUGCGCCUCUGCAGACUCGGGCCGGCUUCCUGACCUUCAGGCAGCGAUACACGCAGUUGAAGACCAACGAUUCAGUUAGACAGGUCAAGUGGUCGCCCAAGGUCGGGCACGAGAUGGCAUGCUGCACUGAUUCUGGAGUGAUUAUGAAGUGGGACGUACGGCAAUCAGCAAGACCUCUACUGCGGAUCAAUGCACAUGAAAAGUCCUGCUCUGCCAUUGCCUGGCAUUCGGAUGGUGUCCAUCUGAUCAGUGCCGGCUGGGAUGCCAAGCUGCAUGUGUGGGAUUUUGGAGGUUCGGCAGACAAGCGGCAGAAGCCCAAAUGGAGCAUCACCACACCAGCGCCCGUGACCACUGUUGCCUGGCGGCCCGGUCUUUGGUCUGCAACGGCCCAGACCCGACGCCUUGCCCAAGUCGCCGUGACUUACGACGAGACGAGCAAUCGACGAUACGGUACCUCGGUUGUCCACAUCUGGGACUUGGCAAGGCCCGCGAUGCCAUACAAGGAGAUUGAGCGGUUCGACAGCUCACCGUCGGCACUCUCAUGGCUGGAUCAAGACAUGCUCUGGACUGUGGGGCGGGACGGCAUGUUUAAUCAGUGUGACGUUGCCUAUGCGCCAAAAGUCAUUGAUCGGAUGUCUACCUCUGCCAUGUCUUUUUCGUCCCGGGGAGAUGUAGUCAUGUUCCUUGAUGAGCGACCGCAGCCGCCUCGGCCACACCCGUCUGUCGGCCAUGAUUCCGAGGUGGUGCCCCGAACCCCAUUCAGCACAAGCCCCAACACUCCAAUGCUCAGCGUUAGUCGAAGCGACUCAGAAGAAGAUGUCCUUGGCAGCUUUCUAGGACCACGAAGGCGAACAAUUCGCAAAAGGCGGUUUAGCACUAGAUCUGGCUUGCCAAUGAGCACCACCCCACCAUCCCUGCCCAGCCUGUCAGAUGAUGGAAAGCAAGUUCUCGGCUUGGAGCAGUCAAUCAACGUAACUGGCAUGUUCAAGUCCCAGCAGGGUAUGGCGUCCGGUCAUGUUCCGGCCGCAAAGUCGGUCGGUGUGUACCAUUACCUUUCCAGUAUUUACCUGGAAACCCUUCAACGAGAAUUACCUCUAGACAAGGGCGACAAGCCAUUAAUCCAGCGAGUGGCGGGCAUCAUGGAACAGUAUGCUGUGGCAGCUGAGAAUGUCCGACUGUAUCGACUCUCGCAGACAUGGCGUAUCCUUGCUUAUGCCAUGUCCUUAUUGAUGGAGAAGCGUGCGGACUACCACCUGAGGCUUAGGACAGCCCGAUUCCGUAAAAGGAGUCUUGACGAAGGAAAAAGUAGUCUUAAGAAGACAUCUAGUCAUAUUCAGAUUAACCGCCUCACCAAUGGCGAAGACACGCCACGAAGAGCGUCAGGUCAAGUUGGCAGUGUUGACGGCCGGUUAUCAAAGUCGAAAUCGCUCCUGUCGGAAGAGAUCGAGAGCACGUCCAACGUGCCAACACCGGUUGCAAGGCCUGUCGGCGAAGGCGAUACAAUUGAGUGGGACGAGCGGCACUAUCUACAUGGGAAAAAACUAACGCCCAUCAUUGAACCUGAGAGCCUCAAUUUGGGGCCUUCUGCUCAUGGAUCCUAUCGUCCUAGCCCACGCCAACGUCAUGAUUCAGCCCCGAUUUCGGAGAUGAGCCAUGGCAGCGAAACAUCCAAGGUAUCCAUCACUGAAGGGUAUGAUUUUUAUGACAUGGAGGCUUUGGCACGGGCUAUUGAUGUGCCAAUGACCAAGGCCUCAUACAAUGAAGCUGAACAGGCCCACCGAAUAAAAGCCAUAAGGCAUGAUUCGACCGAUAGCUUUGCUCAAGUGUUUUCUGCCUCUGAUAGUAGCGAUCACACUUCGCCGAGGAGAGACUCGUCCAAUCCCCCAAGCUCUCUGAAGCCCGACUCAUUAAGAAUAUCGGCAGUCGGCAACAAAAUUGGUGCUGAGUUUGCUAGUCUAGCUCACGAGGAUGGCGAGCAGCAGUCUCCAAAACAGACCAAGGGGUCGUCAAAUGGCCCUGCAAAGCGGGCAGACUCCCCUGAGGAAGUCUUCAUGAUCUCUCAGACGACCGCCGCCACGGACGAGACUUUUCCAUCUCAGACAUCGUUUGCUUCGCAAACAGACUCGGAAGUCCAUGAGGGGUUUGCCGGUCGUCGCCCUACUCCAUCCCAUGACAUUCAGAUGGCAAAACCUGCCAGCCCUGCUCCCGUGGCGACGGCUCCCGAGUACGAUCCCAGCCCUCAUGUUGUUGUAACCGACUAUUUCCCUUGGCCAGGUGACGGCCCCUUCCCUUUCCCCACGGAACCAUCAGAAUUGAAAACAUUCAAACCGCCUAGUAUGCCUGCAUGCCCGCUUGAUCCCUACUCUCUCUUAACGCGUGCCCUGGAGUUCGAGUCGCGGACUUCGGCACUCAAUGCCUCCGCAAUAGUGCUCCUACUCAAGCCACUAGUCCCGGAGUCUGUCAUUGACAUCCAUCAAGCAACUGCAGUCUUGCGGCAGCAGCAUUCCCGUCUCAUGGGAAUGAGCCUCUUCGUCGAGGCUGCUCUCCUGCGCAAUCUAGCAAUCAAGGGCUGGCCUGCUGGGCUGCCCAACUGGGGCGAGAAUUACACCUCCUUAUUUACGCCGGCCCAACAGGGCGUCAAAGCAGGCUUCAUGUGCUCAAACUGCCGCAAACCCCGAGAAAUCGACCGCAGCAACGGCGACUCCGCCCUUUGGACAUGCGAAAAGUGUCGCCAGGUGGUGACGCCCUGCGCGGUGUGCGGCCAUCGGGAUGCGGAAAUCGCCAGCUCGAUGCCCACCGAGGUCGUCGACAUCCCUAGCAUCGAGUCCUGGAUGACGGAGUGGUGGUACUGCCCCAGCUGCUGCCACGGCGGCCACGCUUCGUGCAUGCAGACCUGGCACGCCGCCCUCCGUCCUUCCGAGGCAACCUCGUCGUCGACCGUAUACAGCGACGGGUGCUGUCCCGUCGACGGCUGCGGACAUGCCUGUCUUCCCGGCAAAUAUAGGGGCGAAACGGCGACUGCCCGGGCUAACGAGCUUGGCCAUGCCGUAGUGGAUGGCAGUCGCAUACGGGACGGACUUACGGGGGCCAACACUAGCAGGAGGUCCAGUCCUGGGCGCGCUGGUCCGAGCAGCAUGGGCAUGGAUCGCAGUAUCAAGAGCGAUGCCAAUGACGUGCUGCAGAGCAAGGCGGUCGGAAUGGCGAGGGAGGCGCUGAAUAAGGGCAGUGGAGGGAUCUUGAGCUCAAGUCCUGGACGGGCGACCAUGACUGGCGAGAGGGAGAGGAGGAAGAGCGUCAAGUUUGCUAGGACGGAGCGUUGA